UCCAAGAUGGCGGUCGAAAGGCACAAACCUGGACCAUUAAAACAACAAAAUAAAACUCACAAACAUGGCAGACACAGAAGUAAGGGAACAAUGGAUAAACAAAAUAAAGGAAAAGUAUCGAUAAAAGUUUUGUCUAGAAAAGGUGGAGCACAUGGAACUGGAAAGAUUAACCGACGAAAUCAGGCUAAGCAAAUGAGAUCUAAYAAGAGGGAUGAAAUAUUGGAAAAGAAAAGAAAAAUUGGAAAGGAAGGCAGUCCACCUCAUAUUWUUGUAAGGAACAGUUCUUAUGUUAGAAGCUUUUGUAGUGAGGAUACUACUGAAUGGACACCACAACUUAAACAGCGCUUUACUCUAUUAACUCUACAACAUGGCGACCUGUAUGCUAUACUUGAUGCCAUAAAGGUUGCAGAUACUGCCGUSUURGUUACUUCAGCUGAGAAURCAUUAGACUCYUUCACRGAUCAGUGUCUGUCAGCCAUAUUUGCUCAAGGUCUUCCAGCCUCAUUUCAUGUCAUACAGGGUCUUGAUAAGUGUCCUGCUAAAAAGAAGAAUGACAUCAAGAAAGGAGUAAUGAAGAUGAUUGAAAAAAGAUUUACAAAGGAUAAAGUGCAUUCACUUGACAAUCCACAGGAUGCUUUGAUUGCUCUCCGAUUAAUUGCCAACCAACACCAACGUCCUAUCUACUUCCGUGAUAAUCGCCCACACCUUUUGGCCAAUAAUGUUGCCUUUGAGCCAAACAGUGAUGAUGCAAACAAGGGUACUCUUAAGGUGACUGGCUACCUUAGAGGAAAAACACUUUCUGCAAAUCGAUUGGUUCAUUUMCCUGGAUAUGGAGAUUUUCAAAUUGGUCAGAUUGAUGCAAUUACUGAUCCAUUUUCUGGAAAAAUCAAGAGAAAAACUUCAAAGGCUGGUCAAUUACUUAUGUCAGUGGAUGAUGAUUCAGCUAGCACAUCCAUGGAUGAAGACAUUCGUGUGGUUGAUAAAGCUAACCCAGCAUUUCAAGAAAGUCUUCAAUCAGAAGUGGAACCAGAUCCUAUGGAKGGAGAACAGACAUGGCCAACUGAAGAGGAGCUGAACAAUGCAGAAGAAAUGAGAAGAAAACAACUGGAAUCACAAAAGAAUACCAGGAAACUYGUCCCAAAGGGAACYUCGGAUUACCAAGCWUCCUGGAUAYCCGAGGGUGYUGAAGAUGAUGARAGUGAUAACAGUGAAGGCAGUGAUCAUGAUGAUGAUGAUUUUAUCCGGGAUAUCGAAGGGCCUGGUGACGACGAUGAUGACGAUGAAAGCAUGAAAAUGGAAGACGAAGAAGACUUUGAAACGUUAAGUGUAUCAGGACCAGAAACUGACAAUACUAAAUAUGACGAGGACAUUGACAUCGAUGAAGAACGAAAGCAGCUCGAAAAACUUCGAUCAGAGCGGGAAAAUGAAAUGUUCCCGGAUGAGAUCGACACACCAAUGGAUGUUGCCGCACGUGUUCGUUUUCAAAAGUUUCGAGGUCUCAAGAGUUUUAGAACGUCGCCAUGGGAUCCAAAAGAAAACCUUCCCACAGAUUAUGCCAGGAUAUUCCAGUUCCAAAAUUUUAAUAGGACGCGAAAGAGAGUCAUGGUUGAAGAUGAAAUCGAAGGGGCAUUGGAAGGCUGGUAUAUCACAGUUCAUAUAAUCAACGUCCCCAAAGCAUUCAUUGAUUCGUAUGAUCCAUGCAAGCCUUUGGUUGUGUUUGGCCUUCUCCCUCAUGAACAAAAAAUGUCUGUGGUUCAUUUUGCCGUCAAAAGAAUUCCAUCUUACACAGAACCAGUCAAAUCGAAGGAGCGUCUGGUAUUUCACUGUGGAUAUCGACGGUUUACAGCUUGUCCUAUCAUCAGUCAGUACACGAAAGGGGAAAAACACAAGGUUGGUAUCGGUAAAAGACUCCUAUUUAAGGUGUUGUUGUACUGCGGUGCAAUAGUGCUUGCCACUCAGUUUCUCGCAACGGUGUUGCAAAGCAAUCUGCUGGAGAAUUGCACAGAGUUACGGUUUAGCCUUGCAUUUUGUUUUUGUGGUACCCAUGGUCACAUGAAAUGUGUUCUUGARGGAACCCUCAAAGCACAGGAUACGGUCUGUAUGAAUUUAUACAAGAGAGUUUUUCCGAAAUGGUCAUACGAGCCCACGGUGCCUACACCAACCGUUCAGCAAACACACGAACCUGUUGCCAUGGAUACAUAAUGAGAACUUUUCCGUGUAAAUUUUAUCUUAGUACGGUAGUGAUAAUAAACGCUGUCAUCUUGGUAUAUUGCACCAUUUUACCACAAGAAAUGAUAUGAAUUCAACGAAUARUUAAAAUAAAAAUCAGUUUUUAUCCGUGAAAUGUAACCGUGUUUGUCCAAUCCUAAUAGUGUAUAUAAAUAUACUGAUGACAUCAGUGCGCGUUUUUUGAUUCUGAUCUGUCAAAAAAGCUGAGAUACCCAUAUGUACGAGGCAAGCAAUUCGGYCAGGUCAUCAGUUCAUAUUUCCAUUGAAAGGUAUGUCACGGUGGUUCGAASUGUAGUGCACGGGUUAAGUGUCUUAUUUUACAUUUUUAGGCAUGUAAAACCUUUCAAUAAAGUUCAAAAUGCAUGAGUAUAUUACAUAUUGUAAUUGUUUGCACCUGUAGUUUUGUAAUGCAGAACUUUCACCGAGGAAUCUCACAAUUUUAAGACCAGGAUAUAUUGAAUUUAAAUGAAAAAUAUUUUAAAAGUAGUGAAGACGGCAAAAUAUCGUUUUUAUUCUCCGUUAAGGCCCAUUUACACUUGCAAUUUUUGAAGCGCGAUUGUCGCGCGACAAUCGCCUGAGUUUUGAAAAUGCUGAAAUGCAACUCGCAGCGAUUUUCGAUCGCCGCGACAAUCGCAGGGCUGUUUACACGUACGAUUUGAGGUGCGCGAUUGUCGCGCGACAAUCGCGUUGAAAAAAUCGCAAGUGUYAACGGGUCUUUAUAUGAAUUUCUAUAAGGCUUGUUUAAGUUAACGUUGAAAUCAAUGAUAUAAAUGCUUUGACUCUUUUCAAAGAAACACUAAAUUAUUGAUCGAAUAUGGAUGUGUCAGUGCCCACUUUAGUUUACAUUACAAUAGCGUAUGUAACACACUAUGUACACUGCCAAUCAAAUAAAAGUUUUAUCAAAUGUU
Messenger RNA from Exaiptasia diaphana, 3137 nucleotides. RefSeq names its product pre-rRNA-processing protein TSR1 homolog. NCBI's taxonomy places the organism in Eukaryota, Metazoa, Cnidaria, Anthozoa, Actiniaria, Aiptasiidae. Gene Ontology annotation, molecular function: U3 snoRNA binding; GTP binding; GTPase activity. Bases 7 to 2202 code for a protein of 731 amino acids. The record is from RefSeq and is a predicted model, not a curated record. Gene Ontology annotation, cellular component: preribosome, small subunit precursor; nucleus. The transcript is spliced from 20 exons. Gene Ontology annotation, biological process: ribosome biogenesis; maturation of SSU-rRNA from tricistronic rRNA transcript (SSU-rRNA, 5.8S rRNA, LSU-rRNA); endonucleolytic cleavage of tricistronic rRNA transcript (SSU-rRNA, 5.8S rRNA, LSU-rRNA).